UUAAUUGAUAAUCUUCAUAAUCAUCUAAAAUUAAAAUUUGAAACAGAAGAAGAACAUGCAUCAGAACCAUUAACUGAUAUUGCUCAUGAAGUUGUUGAUGAAGUAUUAAGCAAAAAACAUAAAAAUAUAUCAAAUAUGAUUUUAAAAGAACUGGUCUGUGUACAAAGUGAAAAACCCAAAAGAGUACAAUAUUAUCCUAU
This is a messenger RNA of Cetraspora pellucida, 200 nucleotides long. The record is from the annotation of a GenBank genome assembly. NCBI's taxonomy places the organism in Eukaryota, Fungi, Glomeromycota, Glomeromycetes, Diversisporales, Gigasporaceae.